AGCUUCCUGAGAACUGGGCUGAUAUGCAGGAGCCGUUGCUUGAGGGGAUGUGCUUCACUCUCAAGUAUCUAGGCAUGACGCUGGUAGAAAAACCCAAAGGAGAAGACAUGGCUGCUGCUGCCAUCCGCAGGAUCGUGGCCACGGCACGAGUUGGAGCUCGCAAGUUCCAGAAAGUGAUUCUGACGGUGUCUCCGAGGGGCAUCUCACUGCAGGAUGCAGACACGAAGGAGAUGGUGGAGAACAUAUCCAUAUACAGGAUCUCCUACUGCACAACGGACAAACUGCAGAACAAAGUCUUUGCCUACAUUGCCCAGAGCCAGGAGAGUGGGGCACUGGAGUGCCAUGCCUUCCUCUCACCCAAAAAGAAGAUUGCCCAGGCUGUGACUCUGACCGUGGCCCAGGCCUUUCAGAUGGCACUGGAUCUCUGGGAAGCAGCACAUGCAGGAGGAGGAAGAGGAGGAGGAAGAUGA
Acanthisitta chloris (rifleman) is the source of this 470-nucleotide messenger RNA. Its product is annotated as low density lipoprotein receptor adapter protein 1-like. The record is from RefSeq and is a predicted model, not a curated record. Lineage: Eukaryota; Metazoa; Chordata; Aves; Passeriformes; Acanthisittidae. The annotation marks the transcript as partial. The transcript has 5 exons.